AUGAGCCCCAACAACAACCAGGCAGGUGGAGUCAAGAGGCAACAACAACAGCUCGCUUGCAGUCCGCCAGCCGUCAGCCCACGGAGACACGCAAUUAUAUCUGCUCCUUGGCUGGGUCCUGCCUCAAGUCGGUGUAUCUUGCAAGAAUAUGUUAAGAGGUGGCAGGCAAUAAGAAGGGCCGUUGCUGGAAGUCUCAAAUACGAAAACAGGGCUUUUGAAAUGGAGAUCAGGCCAUGCUCCUCUGCACAUACAGUAAUGCAGUUGUGCCGAAGUUAUCCCCGUCCAUUUGACUCCCUUAGUACAGUUCCCUCGUAUAAGCAUGGGGUUGUCCCGGGCGUUAUGGCAAGGGUUAAAGGCUAUGUGUUUGCUACUGCAGGGUUUAGCAUACAAACGGCGCCAGAAUGCAAGUCCUAUGCCAACGCUAUGAUAUUCACAUCGUGCGGGGGCGGAGCGGCGACCACCGUGGACGGCGCCCUUCUGUCGGAGGCGCACGGGCUGGUGGCCGACAUGCUGCAGGACCCCCACCUCCCGCCCUCCGUGGUGUCGGGGCUGCAGGCGCUCUACCUCCUGCUGUUCCACCUCUCGCAGGACGCCUACGCCUCGGGCUCAGACACCGAGGAAAACCCCUACACGGGCGAGCGGCCGUCGAUACACAGGAGGAGCGGACGGAAGAGCGUGGCACCGAGCCUCCUGCGGCGGAUGAGCACCUCCACCUGGACGACCACCACGAGUGCCACCGGGAUGCCAACCCUGGAGCCGACACCGUGCCGCAAGAGAGCCUCGUCCUUCAGGGCUGUUGUAGACGUGACGCCCUGCGGGAGCCCCACCCACGCCUGUUGCCUGGAAACGCAGACGCGCCUGGACCCGACCUGCUCCCCGAAGAACAGGUCCUACUCCACCACGGCCUUGUACCAGGGCGCGCCGCGGAAGCCCGCCAUCAGGGAGCGGCAGACGGUGUGCUCCCUGCACCCCCUGGGCGACUACGACGUGAACCACCUGGACCGCGUCGCCAGGGGGCUCCACGAGGGCGCCAACUCGGAGAGCUCGACGGCCUACUCGGACCGCCUGACGCGCCUGCAGAAGCUGCCCAACCAGCACGUGUGCGAAGGGCUAUGCGAGGACUGUACCCGGGCGCAGAGCGACGGCCCGGAGGUCCCCUUCACCACGCAGGAGGACCUGAGUCCCAUGUGCGAGUGUAACUGUACCGAGAAUAUCCGUGUUCAUGUGUGUGACUCCAUAGUGUCGAGUGCUAAACAGACAGAAACCCUUAACAAUGAUGCAAAUUCUGAUGCAACAAAUGCCAAUAUCGUGUACCAAAGACGUGCCCUGCGGGUCGCCACGUCGGACUACGAGAGUUCCGACUCCCCGUGCUCUAUAGAGGUGAUUUCUCACGGCGUCUUCGUGUUGCCUGAAGAUGGAGUGACCUUUGACCUCGACCUCCUUCAAGACCACCCCCUCCUCAACCGUAUAUCGGAGUGGGAUUAUCCAAUUUUCGAUCUCCAGGAUAUGCUGUGUUAUCAAGUGUUUUCCGAAGUAGGACUUUUCGAGACCUUCAAGAUCCCGACCAAGGAAUUCCUCAAUUAUUUCCAUGCUCUGGAACUCGGAUACAGAGACAUCCCCUAUCACAACAGAACUCACGCAUCCGACGUUCUGCACUCUGUCUACUACCUCACUUCCCAGCCCAUCCCCGGCUUCAUCAUGCUGCCGCCUGAACCGGUCUGCGGCUCGCCCCGCCUGGUCCACCGCCAGAGCUUCACCGCCGAGGACACCUACGGCAUCCUGGGUGCCAACCUGCCUGCCCUGGAGCUCAUGGCACUCUACACGGCCGCUGCCAUGCACGACUACGACCACCCCGGUCGUACGAAUGCUUUCCUUGUGACGACCAAUGCACCGCAAGCGGUUCUGUACAAUGACCGCAGCGUCUUGGAGAACCACCACGCCGCCGCAGCCUGGUCUCUCUUCCUCUCGAAGCCCGAGUACAACUUCCUCACUCACUUGGACAGAGCCGAGUUCAAACGCUUCAGGUUCCUGGUGAUCGAGGCAAUUCUGGCGACGGAUCUCAAGAGGCACUUUGAGAUACUGGCGGAAUUCAAUGCCAAGGCCAACGAACCCGACGCCCCGGGUUUAGACUGGAGCUCGGAGACGGACCGCCUCCUCGCCCUCCAGAUGUGCAUCAAGCUCGCCGACAUCAACGGACCUUGCAAGGCGCUCGACAUACACACGCAGUGGACGCGCAGAAUCGCCGAGGAAUUUUAUGAACAAGGAAAAUUUGGAAAAAAAAUCAUGAUUAAGUACCUAUCACUGCACACAACAUGUUUUGAGCAACGUAACCCAACUUACAACAAUCACUAUGGAAAGACCGAGAUAGAUUUCACCAGGGAGUCAAGCGACGAGAGCAGUCCUAGGCCUCCCGAUCUCGCCCUACAUGACCGCACGAAUCCCCAGCUCUCCAAAUUGCAAGAGUCCUUCAUCAACCACCUCGUCGCCCCGCUCUGCAACGCCUACGGGGAGGCGGGCCUGAUGCCGGGCGUGUGGCAAGACUCCUGCGAGGACGACGAGGCUGAACCCAAUCUCAAGCUGGACGAGUUUCCUGACGAGGACGAGGACGAUCCUCCCACCAGCGAAUCGGACACGGCCACCCAGAACAGCGGACGCACGCGCAAGAUCUUCUGCUUGCAAACGCAGCACCUGCAGGAGAACCACCAGCACUGGGUGAAUAAGAUUAAGGAGGAACAGCGCCUGGACGAGCAGUCUGAGUCAGGCUCGGACGGCGAGGAGGCCGCGGCCGCCGCCGACGUGUCCCCUUGCAGCUACACCCCCCAGCCAAUGGUUCUGCCGCUUAACGGAGACGAACCCAUGGAACCGAUUGAGGAGGAGAGAACCCCUGCUUCCAUGUCCUCAUCCCGCAGCUUCAGUUUUGAAAAAGAAGAUUCGAAACUUUGAUGCCCAGCCUGUGUCAUAGUCUAAAUAAGUAUCUUCCAUUAUAUUACAAAGCAGUGAGAAAUUUCAGA
Penaeus monodon (black tiger shrimp) is the source of this 3011-nucleotide messenger RNA. RefSeq names its product cGMP-inhibited 3',5'-cyclic phosphodiesterase A-like. The coding region runs from base 1 to 2943 and encodes 980 amino acids. Gene Ontology annotation, biological process: signal transduction. Gene Ontology annotation, molecular function: 3',5'-cyclic-AMP phosphodiesterase activity. Lineage: Eukaryota; Metazoa; Arthropoda; Malacostraca; Decapoda; Penaeidae. The record is from RefSeq and is a predicted model, not a curated record. The transcript is spliced from 18 exons.